This is a messenger RNA of Anguilla anguilla (European eel), 699 nucleotides long. Its product is annotated as C-C motif chemokine 20-like. Gene Ontology annotation, molecular function: CCR chemokine receptor binding; chemokine activity. The record is from RefSeq and is a predicted model, not a curated record. The coding region runs from base 92 to 376 and encodes 94 amino acids. Lineage: Eukaryota; Metazoa; Chordata; Actinopteri; Anguilliformes; Anguillidae. Gene Ontology annotation, cellular component: extracellular region. Gene Ontology annotation, biological process: cellular response to tumor necrosis factor; G protein-coupled receptor signaling pathway; positive regulation of ERK1 and ERK2 cascade. The transcript is spliced from 4 exons.
CAGUGAAUCAGAGCACUACCUGACUAGAGCUAAACGCACAGCCUGCUCCUCUUUUGCUGAAGCCAAAGACACACAGAGACUAAGACUGAAGAUGGCGAGCACCAGAUUCUUUACUGUGGCCCUGCUGGUCAUUUUCACCCUCAACAGCUUCCUUCCUCAGACAGAGUCAGUAAGCUGCUGCCUGUCAUAUACCAAGAGAAAUAUUCACUGCCAAAAGCUGAAGGGCUACACCAUCCAGACAUACAAGGGCAUCUGUGACAUGGAUGCGAUCAUCUUCCACACAAAAGCGGGCAAGUUCAUCUGUGCUGAUCCAUCAAAAGAGCAGACACAGGGGACAAUCCAGUGCCUUAAUGCAAGAGCCAAGAGUUUGUCUUGAGGAACCUUCCAGACUGUCAUUGACUCAACACAAUGACAAUGAAGCAAUUUAAGAAAAUAAGCUAUUUUACUUUUUUCAUUCUUGUGUACUUCACUACAUGUAUUUACUUUAUUUAAGAAAGUGAUUUCUAUUUUUUUUUUUAAAUGGUAUAUUUGAAUUGUAUUUCAGUUUUUUCUAAAUAUGUUUAUGGUAAUGCUGAAGUUUUCACCACUUCAUUAUUGAUCUGUUUUAUAAACAGAAAUGGCAUAGUGUCACAUCCGAAAUACUAUGAUGCCAAAUUUUAAAUAUUGAAAUGAAAAUGAAAACAUUUAAUGUUUUUAAAG